AUGUCCGACACAAGCGAGACCCCCAAACUCACCGCCUCGGCUGGCGAGCAGGCCAAGACUACUCAAGCUGAGGCCACAGCCACAGGUGCCGAUGAUGAGAAAGGAACAUCCUCUCGUCCUCGAUGGACCAUCGAUGAGAAGAAUAAAGUCCUGUUCGAGAUCUACCAACAAGCUGUUGCCGCCAAGUUUCGACCUGACUCGACCGCUAUUAGCCUUCCUAAUCGUACUACGCGCGCUAUUGGAAACUUUUGGGGAGAUUUUAAGAAGACUGCUAAAAGUUUAAAUGAUCAGGAUGAGGGUGGUGCCAAGGGUGCUACUAAGGACGAUGCUAAGGUCCAGAAGCGUAAGGGGACUGCUAAAGAAAAUGAUGAUGGUGCUGCAAAGAAGGGUUUGUGUGAGUUCAAGGUCGAGGACGACGAUGAUAAGUUUGACUCUGGGGAGGAACGAACCAUUUACUAG
Molecule: messenger RNA, 459 nt
Organism: Sclerotinia borealis F-4128
Lineage: Eukaryota; Fungi; Ascomycota; Leotiomycetes; Helotiales; Sclerotiniaceae
Source: the annotation of a GenBank genome assembly